GGUUCGUCGAAACGAUGUCGAAACGACGUCGAAAUAACAAUCGAUUCGACAUCGAUCGACGAGUCAUGUCUCGUUGAGUAAAUGAAAAACUAUUACCUCCACGUUUCUGAUAAUAACUUGACUCUUCGACCUUUUACAUAUAUUUAUCACGAGGACAGAACGUUUUAUACAAUUUUUUCCCCAGUUUGUGUCAAAUUAUAUGUAUACACCUUCACACAUAUUGCAUGAACUAAUCUUACGAUCUGUGAUAUAACAAAUUUUCUCAGGAAAAAUCUUCACCACGAAUGUUCUGUGCUGUACGCGUUAGCAAUACAUAUACGAUAUUGGAAAGGCCGGUGGAACUGGCCUUCUAACACGCAAGCUGGUGGGGAUACACCUAGCAAUAAAACGUUCCGUCUCUGAUCAGUUUCGUUAAUAUCACUGUUGCAGCUUGCUGAAAACAGUGCCACCAAAGAUGAAGCUUUUGAUAUCAGGAAUUCUUCUCUGUGCCGUUGGUUUUUCGUUAGGCGAUGUAGAGUCCGAAUUUAAGCAGGCGAAAAUCGAGCCCGACAUCAUAGACAAAGCACCAGUCGAGAAGAUCGAGGUAAAAUACGGCAAGAAGGUAGUCGAUCUGGGAACCGAGCUGACGCCGACUGAAACUCAUGAGAUACCAGAAAUACAUUAUAAACACGAAGGCGGAGUUCUGUACACGCUCGUCUUAACGGAUCCUGAUGUACCGAGGAGAGGAGGAUACAAUCGAGAAUUCCGACACUGGCUCGUGGGAAAUAUACCGGAAGAGAACAUAGCUAAAGGCGAAGUCCUGGCGGAGUAUGUCGGUCCUGCGCCGCCGAAGAACACCGGGAAACACCGCUACGUGUUUCUGCUUUAUAAACAAAAUCAGGGUUCAAUUACCUUUGACGAGAGAAGAUUGAGCACUUGGGACGGAAGUCAAAGGAAGAGGUUCUCCAUAAAGAAGUUUGCGGAAAAGUACAACUUGGAGGGCCCGAUCGCUGGUAACUUUAUGGUGGCGGAAUACGACGACAAUGUGCCCGCUUAUCAUAGGCAUUUGAAUCUUUAAUUAACCAUUGCAUACGUAUUAAACCUUUUCAGAUCUAAAACAUAAACAUAAAUUUCAUAUAAUUUUAAAUCUUGCAUUGCAUUUGAUACAAGAUCGUAAAUAAAAUUAUAAUAGGCAAAUUA
Vollenhovia emeryi is the source of this 1179-nucleotide messenger RNA. Its product is annotated as protein D2-like. NCBI's taxonomy places the organism in Eukaryota, Metazoa, Arthropoda, Insecta, Hymenoptera, Formicidae. The transcript is spliced from 5 exons. The coding region runs from base 455 to 1057 and encodes 200 amino acids. The record is from RefSeq and is a predicted model, not a curated record.